ACCUACCCCGCUUGUGCAAUUGGGUUCCUGGAACGGAAAAUCCAGCAGAUUUAGCAACCAGGAACAACAAGUUUGACUUCAAUACUACCUCGAUGUGGUUUUCUGGGCCACCAUUCCUCAGACUGCCCGAAAAGGAGUGGCCUCAAAAUAAUGUGACAGAAAUUCCCCUUGACGAAUGUCGUAUGACAAUUCCCACCUAUUCGAAAGAUAGGACAUUUGACUUGCUGCCAAACGUUGAAAGGUUUUCUCGUUGGACACGUUUGAUUAGAGCGACAGCUGCAGUGAAAUCGUGUGCGAUGUUUUGGCUGCAGAAAAUUCGAGAAAAGCCCCGAAAGUGUACAAAAUUGCCUUUGAGUGUCAGUGAUUUGAUUGAGGCUGAGAAACAUUGGUUCCGUGAGAUCCAACAAGCCAAAUAUUGUGACGAAAUUGAGGCGCUGAAAGGUAAACAAUUGAUUGAAAAGAAGAGCCCAUUGUAUACACUGUCGCCCAUCUUGGAUUCCGAUGGCAUUUUGCGCAUGAAUUCUCGACUGAUUAACAGCGAAUUGACUGAGAAAUAUCCUGUAAUUCUAGACCCGAAACACCCGGCAACAAAACUUUUGAUUAUGGAUGCCCACGUGAGGAAUCACCACCAGGGCAGAGAACAAGUCGUGAAUACAUUGAGAGAGAAGUACUGGAUACCGAAGAUUCGUGUGGCGGUGAAAAGUUCUUGGAACAAUUGCCAACAUUGUAAGAAUCUCCGUGCCAAACCAAGGGUCCCUGAGAUGUCAGCUUUGCCCAAAGCUCGUGUGGGUGCUACAGCAUAUCCCUUCGAGCGAACAGGAAUUGAUUAUUUUGGACCAUUGAUGGUGAAAGUAGGAAGACGACACGAGAAGCGUUGGGGCGUCCUAUUCACUUGUAUGGCGACAAGAGCUGUACACUUGGAGGUAGCUCAUUCGCUGACUACUGAUGCGACUAUUAUGGCAAUCCGACGACUGGAGAGCACACAUGGACCCAUUAAGGAGAUGUUUUGUGACAAUGGAACAAAUCUGAUCGGAGCUGACAAUGAAUUUCGCCAGUUAUAUGAAGCUCUCGAUGAAUCUCAUAAGCUGACGGAUGCUUGCUCUACAAGGAAGAUUAAAUUCAGCUUCAACCCACCCUCAUCACCGCACAUGGGAGGAUCAUGGGAACGUUUGGUGAGCCGACCUUUGACGUAUGUUUCGGUUGAUCCAAAGGACAACACUGCAUUGACUCCAAAUCAAAUUUUGAUCCCCAAUACUGGAGAUUCUGAUGACAACCGACCGAUCGGCACAUUCGAGGACCGCGAUCUCAUAAUGCGGAAGGCAUGGAGACGUGCGCAGUAUCUCGCUGAUUUGUUUUGGCGCCGUUGGAUCCGUGAAUACCUACCGGAGUUGGCACGGCGAACAAAAUGGUAUGAUCCCUGCCCCCCGAUCGGAAUUGGAGACAUCGUGGUGGUGUGUGAUCCGCAAUUGCCCCGCAACAAAUGGCCCAUGGGCCGCAUUACUGAUGUUUUUCCCGGACCGGACAAGAAGAUUCGUUCGGCCAAUGUACAGACGAAGGAAGGAGUUUAUCAUCGCCCUGUAGCGAUACUGGCUCGAUUGGAUGUUCAAAAGGAGAUUGAUACUUAGAAAUAAGAAAUGAUGAUUGUUAGUUCUUAGAAAAGGUGUGGGUGCAGGUGCACCAGAAGGGGGAAAUGUUGAGGAUUGAAUAGCCCCUUAUAGUUCCUUUGGGGAAAUUGAUAGGUUUAGUUUAUAGUUAAUCGCAGUAGGCGUAUUCUUGCAGAGAAAAAUAAGUGAAGUCAAAGAGACGCUAAGAUAAAUUUGUGAAAAUCAUAUAAAAAAGUAAGUAAUUUGAAAAUAUCUAUGCAAAAUAAUGAAGAAUAUGUAGUAAUAGUUUAAAUGAUUUCAUAGGAAUUUGUCGGCGCCAAAGGAUGGCAAAAAUAUUGAGUGAUUAAGAUAGCUGAUUGAAGAAAGGUAAAAAUGGUAGAUAAUAUAUAUAUGUAAUGAACGAAUGUAGCUAAUUAGAAUUAAUUUUAAUAGGAUUUGAGAAAGGACAAACGAUAGGCGUGCAGGGAUAAUUAGCGGCUAGCUAACAAAAUAGGUAAAAAUAAUUUGAAGCACAUUUAGAAAGAAUUUAAUCAGAAGAAUUUGUUCCAGAAUCCCUCACAUACUUUCGCCAUUGGACCUCAUUUGCCUAAUACAACUCAUUUAUUUGCCAUCCUUGCCACCCACCCACACCGUAGAUUAACUUUGGAAAUAAAAUAUAAAUACAGUC
This is a messenger RNA of Lutzomyia longipalpis, 2271 nucleotides long. RefSeq lists its product as uncharacterized. The transcript is spliced from 2 exons. The coding region runs from base 93 to 1625 and encodes 510 amino acids. Gene Ontology annotation, molecular function: nucleic acid binding. NCBI's taxonomy places the organism in Eukaryota, Metazoa, Arthropoda, Insecta, Diptera, Psychodidae. The record is from RefSeq and is a predicted model, not a curated record.